Molecule: messenger RNA, 1476 nt
Organism: Brassica rapa (field mustard)
Lineage: Eukaryota; Viridiplantae; Streptophyta; Magnoliopsida; Brassicales; Brassicaceae
Product: CSC1-like protein At4g35870
Cellular component (GO): plasma membrane
Molecular function (GO): calcium-activated cation channel activity
Source: RefSeq, a predicted model, not a curated record
ACUAAGGAUUGGUCCGUCGAGAAGGAUAUUAAGGAUCAAGUCCUUGUGUACGUGUCAUCGCUUGAGUGGGUCGGCGACAUCCAGUACCUCCUCAACAUCUCCAUGAUCGGCCUCCUAUGCUGCGUCUCCAUCUUCCUCUUCCUCAAGCUCCGCAGCGACCACCGCCGCAUGCCCGGUCCCUCCGCUAUCCUCUCCAAGCUCCUCGCCGUCUGGUCCGCCACGUGCCGCGAGAUCGCUCGCCACUGCGGCGCCGACGCCGCUCAGUUCCUCUUGAUCGAAGGCGGGAGCUUCGUGCUUCUCUUCUCGAUCGCCCUUUUGGCUCUCUCCAUUAUGUUGCCUUUGAAUCUCUACGCGGGGACUGCUGUGUUGAGCGAUGAGCUUUCGAAGACGAUGAUCACGCAUAUCAAGAAAGGCUCGGCCUUGCUCUGGCUGCAUUUUGUUUUUGUGGUUGUUGUUGUGGUGAUUUCGCAUUUUGGGAUCUCGGCGAUUGAAGCUAGGUUGAAGUUUACUAGGUUUAGAGAUGGGAAUGGGAAUGUAAGUGACCCCAAUGCGGAUUCCAUGGCUGUGUUUACUGUAAUGGUGCAGGGCUUGCCUAAGAAUCUGGGGUCUGAUAGAGUUGAGUUUGAGGAGUGUUUUCGUCAGAAGUAUCCUGGGAAGGUUUAUAAGAUUAUUGUUCCUAUGGAUCUCUGUGCGUUGGAUGAUCUGGCAACGGAGUUGGUUCGUGUUAGGGAUGAGAUCACUUGGUUGGUUGCGAAGAUGGACUCUAGGUUGUUGCCGGAUGAGUUUGAGAAUAGUGGAGAUGAUGGAGUGUUGUCUUUUUUGAUGGGUUUGUGGGGGAAGGUGAAGGUUAUGUGGUCUGGGGUUGCAGAGAGGUUUGGUUUUACAGAUGAUGAGAAGCUGAGGAAGCUGCAAGAGUUGAGAGCUGAUUUGGAGUCUCAGUUAGCUUUUUAUAAAGAAGGACGAGCACAAGGCGCUGGGGUUGCGUUUGUGGUGUUUAAAGAUGUUUACACAGCUAACAAAGCUGUUCAGGAUUUUAGAAACGAGAGGUCGAGGCGGACUGGGAAGUUCUUCUCUGUCACAGAGCUGCGGCUACAUAGGAACCAGUGGAAAGUCGAGAGAGCACCCUUGGAGACUGAUAUUUACUGGAAUCAUCUGGGGUUGACUAAGAUCGCUCUUAUCGUGAGAAGAGUGAUUGUUAAUACUAUUCUUCUGUUGAUUCUCGUGUUUUUCAGCUCUCCAUUGGCGUUGAUUAGUGCAUUGGUGAGUGCCGGGAGAAUCUUUAACGCUGAAGCGUUGGAUAGUGCUCAGUCUUGGCUCACUUGGGUGCAAACUUCUGGCUGGAUCGGCUCUCUGAUUUUUCAGUUUAUGCCCAACGUGUUCAUAUACCUAAAGACACUUAAUUGGAAAUCACCAUUAGACACAUUAUUUUGACUAGAGUCUUUAACUAUUCAAAAAAUAAAUAAAUUAUUAAACUAA